UUUAAGGUAUCGCAUCAGUGACGUAUUGCACGCUCCGACCCUUUCUCUUCUGUGAUUGUCAGACAGCUCUUAAACGGAAAGACAUGAGGCUUUGGUGCCAGUCAGGCAUCUGUUUGCACACUGAACGUGCACACGGCUGCAAACCUGACAUCAGAGGGCGGAGCAGACUGGAAAACAGGAAGAUGUAAGCAGGUAAGGAAAGAGUGACACAGAUGAUGGGUAGAGUGAGUUAGAGGAAGAAUGAGAGAGAGCCUCACCUUGUGGAAACUACUAAAAUAAUAGCAGAAAAGCAGAGGGAGCGUCACGUCAAGGUACAGCCGUGCAUUUUUCAUUUUAUGAGAAACUUCAGAGAAAGCGCCGUUAUUCGGAUGACCCCCUUCAAAGCGCACUUUUAUGAGAGCGCACCAAUUUUUCUCUGCCCACAGAAUGGGGUUUGUGCAAUACGUUGUGGCUCUUUGGUUGUUGGCUGCACAGUUGGUGUUCACCUUUCCCACGGACACAGGAGAGACGGACAGUCAGGGGUGCCUGAUGUGCUCUGCAGGGACGUUUCAGAAAUCUUGUGCAGAGUGUGAGCCUUGUUCUGCCGGCAGCUACACUUCAACCCAGAACAAUGAGGACAGCUGUCAUCUCUGCUUCAGAGAUUGUUCACCAACAUCUCACCUGAGAGUGGUGAAGAACUGCACAAGUACUUCUGAUCUGAGGUGUGAAUGUGAGCCUGGUUACAGAUGCACCGAGAGGGUACCACACUCCAAAAACUGCAGACAAUGUCAAAGAAUAACGGUAGUGACGACUCCAGGUAAACCGAAGCAGGCGUCCUUUUCUGGUUCCCCCAGCCGCCCCAAACCCUGCCAGUCGCUCAACUGCGGUCUUCAAGCAACCGUGGGUACCACCACCAUGCCAGUCAAAGCAAACCCUCAGCUUGCAGCCAUCUUGUCUUCAUCUGCCUUCCUGGGAUUUGUGGCCCUCAUCAUCCUGCUGUGUAUUUAUCGCCCCACAAAUGGAAGAUGCUUGAGGCAGACUAUUACAAAGUUAUGCAAUGAGAAACGGAAAGACAUGUCUCAGCCCCCCAGGGACUCUUACACAGCCAGGCAGCAGCCCCCCUCAGCAGCCAACAUGGGUCCAGUCUACGUUCACAACCCGGGUACGGUCAUCUUCAGCUUGCUCAACCAGUUCACGGGGCAAGUUGGGCCGACCAUCAGUGGGAAGAGAGCUGAGAGAACAAGCAACGAGGAAGAGGAGGAGAGAAACUGCCCCGUGUUUCACCCCGCAUCUUCACCCGGCAUUCACUUCUCGGAGGAGGAAAGGAGCGGAGAGGUGGACAACAUAUUCUUCCCCUCCCAGGAGCAGGGAAAGGACUGCCACAUAUCCAAAGAGGAGGCCUUUGCUGGGAAGCCAUGACUGUUGCUGCAUUCUGACUGGCUAUUAAAAAAAAAUCACCUGAAGGAGGGACUUCUAAAAGAGCAGAAACAACAACCACAGAUGAGAAAAUAGGAGUUUUGAGGAUCACAGCUGCCAACAAACUGCAGAUUCUGGGAGAAAAAAACUGCACAAGAGGAACUCUCAUUUUUCUUUUUAAGUUAUAUUUAAAAAUACAUUUCUUGUAAAUAGUCUGUAAUGAUAAUACUUGAAUGUAAGAGUGAAAUAAAAUUAUGAUGUUAAAAAAAAA
Oryzias melastigma (Indian medaka) is the source of this 1666-nucleotide messenger RNA. RefSeq lists its product as uncharacterized. The record is from RefSeq and is a predicted model, not a curated record. NCBI's taxonomy places the organism in Eukaryota, Metazoa, Chordata, Actinopteri, Beloniformes, Adrianichthyidae. Gene Ontology annotation, molecular function: protein binding. The transcript is spliced from 10 exons. Bases 394 to 1398 code for a protein of 334 amino acids.